Melospiza georgiana is the source of this 2361-nucleotide messenger RNA. It is a transcript of the gene DNMT3B, whose product is annotated as DNA methyltransferase 3 beta. Gene Ontology annotation, cellular component: nucleus. The transcript is spliced from 19 exons. Gene Ontology annotation, biological process: negative regulation of transcription by RNA polymerase II. Gene Ontology annotation, molecular function: DNA binding; DNA (cytosine-5-)-methyltransferase activity, acting on CpG substrates. Bases 1 to 2361 code for a protein of 786 amino acids. NCBI's taxonomy places the organism in Eukaryota, Metazoa, Chordata, Aves, Passeriformes, Passerellidae. The record is from RefSeq and is a predicted model, not a curated record.
AUGAACAUGGUAAAGAGCCUGGAGCCGCUGCCGCAGCGGUUGGCGGGGAUGGUGGCUGUCCGGGAGACGUCUCCAGCCUGGUCUGCGCUGGGAGAGGAGGGGCCGGCGACCAUGAAAAAGGAGAAGAGCCACGGGCAGGAUGAGGCAGACUGUAGGGCAAAGCUGAUCCUCAUCAAUGGGGACAAAGCACCUGGCGUUGUCCUGGAGGCCAAUGGGAAGCCCAGCACUCCAGGUUCCAGGGGCCUGGGGCUGCUGCCCCUGAAGAAGGAGAAGGACAGCAAUGGAGACCUCUCCAAGGAGGACCUGGCCUGGCCACUGGAUCUGCCAGUGCAGAGGGCAGGGCGGACCCGGCAGGAGACGCGGCUCAAGGACCCGGCCCGCAGCGUGGAGCCUCUCAGGGAGCUGCCAACGCCCGUGCGGAGCUCCAGGCGUCGCUCUGCCGUGCCCACGCCCAUGACCAUCGACCUGACGGAGGAGGACUCGCAGGACUCAUCCCAGAGCAGCAGCACACUCUCGGGGAGCAGCUCCCAGGAGGGCCAGAACGGCUCUGCUGAGCUGGGGGCCGAGGAGGCAGAGAGCAGAGACAUGGGCAUGGCACUGGAGUACCAGGAUGGGAAGGAGUUUGGAAUUGGGGAGCUUGUCUGGGGGAAGAUCAAAGGUUUUUCCUGGUGGCCUGCGAUCGUCGUGUCCCACAGAGCCACGGCCAAGCGCCAGGCGGUGUCGGGCAUGCGCUGGGUGCAGUGGUUUGGAGACGGGAAGUUCUCCGAGGUUUCUGCAGACAAACUGGUGGGACUGAUGGCCUUCAGGCAGCAUUUCAAUUCCUCCACGUUCAACAAGCUGGUGUCCUACCGCCGUGCCAUUUACCACGCUCUGGAGGUGGCCCGGAGCCGGUCGGGGAAGACGUUUACGACAGGCCCCAGGGAGUCUCUGGAGGAGCAGCUGAAGCCCAUGAUCGACUGGGCAAUCACUGGCUUCAAGCCCCUGGGGCUCAAGGGACUGCGGCCACCCAAAGGCUCAGAGAAUGGGGUGCUGAGGAAUGGCACAGAGGAGGUGGUGUCCCUUGAACAGUGUCCCCCCACCAAGAGGCUGAAGACCUACCCCUGCAACAGCAGCAAGGAGCAGCGUGUGGAAGAGGACCAGACCCGAGAGCAAAUGGUUUCUGACAUUACGAACAACAGCGGGAAGCUGGAAGAUAGCUGUUUGUCUUGCGGGAGGAGGAACCCAGCCACUUUCCACCCACUGUUCAAGGGGGGCCUCUGCCAGACAUGCAGGGAUAGAUUCCUGGAGUACUUCUACAUGUAUGAUGAAGAUGGGUACCAGUCCUACUGCACCGUCUGCUGUGCAGGCAAGGAGCUGCUGCUCUGCAGCAAUGCCAGCUGCUGCAGGUGCUUCUGUGUGGAGUGUCUGGACGUGCUGGUGGGGCGAGGGACGUCAGCCAGAGUGAAGGAGCAGGAGCCCUGGAACUGCUACAUGUGCCAGCCCCAGCAGAGCCGCGGCGUGCUGCAGCGCCGGCAGGACUGGAACGCUCGCCUGCAGGACUUCUUCACCAGUGACAAGGGACAGGAAUAUGCUGCACCCAAAAUCUACCCAACAGUUCCUCCAGCGAAGAGGAGACCAAUUCGAGUGCUCUCGUUGUUCGAUGGGGUGACAACAGGACAUCCAGGAGCGACCACAUCGAGCGGUGCUGACGAGGGAGACUUGGAGGCUAAAGAGAGCAGUGCCACCUCAGACCUCUGUCCGUGGGCAGGGUACACAGUGCUGAAGGACUUGGGCAUCCAGGUGGAGAAGUACAUUGCCUCAGAGAUCUGUGAGAACCCCAUGGCCGCGGGCAAAGUGCGGCCAGAGGGCAACAUCACCUACGUGCGCGAUGUCAGGAACAUAACCAAGAGACAUAUUGAGGAGUGGGGUCCUUUUGACCUGGUCAUCGGUGGAAGCCCCUGUGACGACGUCUCGCUUGUCAAUCCAACCAGGAAGGCUCUGUUUGAAGGAACUGGCAGGCUGUUCUUCGAGUUCUACCACCUGCUCAACUACGCCCGUCCCAAGGCAGGCGAGGAGCGACCCUUCUUCUGGAUGUUUGAGAACGUGGUGGCCAUGAGGAUCAACGACAAGAGGGACAUUUCCCGGUUUCUGGAGUGUAACCCAGUUAUGAUUGAUGCAAUCAAGAUAUCAGCAGCCCACCGAGCUCGUUACUUCUGGGGCAACCUCCCUGGGAUGGACAGGAUCUUUGGCUUCCCCCUGCCCUACACGGAUGUCUCCAACAUGGGCCGCGGGACUCGCCAGAAGCUGCUGGGGGGCUCGUGGAGCGUCCCUGUCAUCCGGCACCUCUUCUCCCCACUCAAGGAUUACUUUGCCUGUGAAUAG